AUGUGCUGCCCAGAUGUGUUUCCCACCUCCACCUUCCUCCUAGGACUCAUGUGCUUGACAGCUUUCAGCAACUUUGCCAAGACUUCUGCAGACUUCUCAGGUUACAUAUCACAGGUACUAAAGAAUUACACUGACCAUGCCUGUGAUGGAGAAUAUGUGUCCCUGAGAUGUCCCCACAGAACCACCAUCAGCAUCCAGUCUUCUUUUUAUGGCCGAAUUGUACCAAGUCAUCAGCUGUGUCCUUCUCGUUAUCCCCCCUCCUAUGCAACUUUAAUUAAAGAAGAUGUUGCCUGUUCAGUUGGCACUUCUCUUCAGAAGAUGCUGGACAAGUGCCAGGACAGGCGGAGCUGCCAGUUCCUUGUCAACAGCCGGCUGUUCGGGCUGGACCCCUGCCCCGGGACCGGCAAGUACCUCCUCGUGUGGUACAAGUGCAGGCCAAAUGAAUACAAGAGUAAAGUAGCCUGUGAAGAUGACAAGCUGAGGCUGAGCUGUAAGAAGAGCAUGGUGAUAGCCAUUUACUCUGCUGUCUUUGGGAGGACACAAGGAGGCAGCCUGGAGUGCCCAUACCAAAACCUAGGGAUGCCCAUGAUUGAGUGUCAGUCAGCUACUGCUCUCCAGCUCAUGAUCAAGCGCUGUCAUGGGAAAAGAAGCUGCAGCAUAUAUGCCAGCACCUACGAAUUUGGAGAUCCUUGUUACCCAGGCAUCCAAAAGCAUCUUAAUGUCAUCUACACCUGUGUUCCCAAGAAGCUUCUGCAUGAAACUCAGGCAAGACCAACUAAUCAACAAGAGUAUCAGAAGCCACAUUUUCCACUGCAGCCAAGAGUGUUUGACCCCAAUGUUAUAGGGGACGGCGUGUUCCUUUCGGAUGUCUCUUCUUCCAACAUAGAGCGAGCUCUCACAGCAGAGAAGAAGAAGGAGAGGUCAGCCACUUUCUACCCUGUAGACAACACCCCCCUCCUGCUCCCCGUGGAUGAGACAGAAGCGCCGGGGCUCAGCAGCAGCAGCAGCAGCAUGGAGCCCGUGGGCGUCGGCGCGGAGAUGGCCCUGCUCAGCAACAUCCUGGCAGCCUAUGCCUUCAUCACAGAAAACCCCGAGCGGGCUGCCCUGUAUUUCGUGUCCGGAGUGUGCAUUGGACUCGUGCUGACGCUGCUGGCCCUGGUGCUCAGGGUGUCCUGCCGGACGGACUGCAAGCGCUCCUCCUCCAAAAAGCCUCCUCGGGAGCGGGAGAGCGACAGCGACAGCAGCGACAGCGACGACGACUCGGACACCACGUCGGACCUGUCUGCCCGCAGGCACCGCAGGUUCGAGAGGACUUUGAACAUGAACGUGUUCACCUCGGCCGAGGAGCUGGAGCGGGCGCAGCGGCUGGAGGAGCGGGAGCGCAUCAUCCGCGAGAUCUGGAUGAACGGGCAGCCCGACAUUCCCGGCACCAGGAGCCUCAACCGCUACUACUGA
This is a messenger RNA of Lonchura striata (white-rumped munia), 1455 nucleotides long. It is a transcript of the gene EVA1A, whose product is annotated as eva-1 homolog A, regulator of programmed cell death. The record is from RefSeq and is a predicted model, not a curated record. Gene Ontology annotation, molecular function: carbohydrate binding. Lineage: Eukaryota; Metazoa; Chordata; Aves; Passeriformes; Estrildidae.